AUGAAUAUAAAUAAAUUUUAUAGUUUAAAUAGAAUUUUUAAUAAUAAUUAUAAUAAUAAUAAAAUAAUAACGAGUCAAAUAUUGUUGGCAUCAUUUUCAUCAUCAGGGUCAUCUAGCAAAGAAGAUUUCGUUUAUGAAUCAUUUCCAAAAUUUAAUCAAGUAUCAACAAAAAAAGAUAUUGAAAAUUUAGAAAAAAGAUAUGAAAAAUUAAAAAAAAGUGAAAAUUUUAUGGCUAAAGAAAUACCAAAACCAGUCGAAUAUAUCUUAAUCAAACAUUCACUAGAUAAAAAACCAAUCAAUAAACAGAUUGUUGGUCUGUUAAAAAAAGAUCUUCCUCAUGAAUCUAUAAGAUGUCUAUUAAAAUAUUUUGGUGAAACACACGAUUACCAGUCCAUCGAGUAUCAAACUAUUUAUUUAAUAUUACACAAAUUGGUGGUGGAAAAUAAAGAUUUAGAGUCUGCAGAUAAACUGUUAAGAACUUUUAUAAGAAGUUUUAAAUCAAAAGAGAAUGAGGUUAUGGCAUUUAUGGAACAUCUAUACAGAAAGAAAGACAAAUCCAUUAAGGAGUUUAUAAUCAACAAUACUGGGUUUUGGUUCAACUUUCUCACAACAACAGAGUCAUAUUUAAACAUUAUGCAAAAGUUUUUACCAGAGUCAGUAUACAGGUCUACAGAAUACUAUAAUUUUUGGGUAGAGAGGUUGGCAAGUUCCGAUAGACUCUUUUCAAACCAUUUCGAAAUAUUGUGGAGACUGUUUGAGUAUAUGCUGGAUAAUAAUAUAGAGUUGUCAAGGAUAUCAUUAAGUGCAUUCGAGACCUACAUGUUCAAAAGCAAUAAAGAGUUAUCAAUGGAUCAAAUUCAUCUUAUUGAAAAAGCAGAAUCAAAGCAACCACCACCAAAAAAACUAUACGAUGGCGAUAGAUUUAUAUUUGAAGAUUUAAAAAUGAAAUUAAAAUUUUAUCCAUCAAAUGAUUUUGACAAAUUCGAACCAAAAAACUCUGCUAAAGGUCAAUUGGAAAAAUCUAUAGGCGACAUUGAAAAAAGAAAUAUAUAUAUUGGUGGAAAAUUGUCACCAACAACUGUAGCACUCUAUGUAAAUUUAUUAAGCAAGAAAUAUCCAUUAAAAAAUGGUAACAAAGAAACAAUAAAAAAAUGGAGCUCAAUUAUGAUAAACAGUAAAGAUGACAACAAUAGGAAAGAUAAUAGCAAUGAUAGUCAUCUUACAAGUAGAUCAUCAACAUAUAUAAAAAAAGAAUUGGUUAUGGCGGUUGGUUUAUGUAUAAAGCGUUCAGGUGAUAUCAAGGCAUUAAAAACAUAUGUUUUUGAUAACUAUUCUCUUUUUGGUUCAAUUGGUUUUAAAAACAUUAUGGACAUUAUUGAUUGUUUCCCUCCAGAUGGUCAAGCUAGUUUCAUUCAAGAUGUUCUCUCAUCAAACAGCAAUUAUUUUUCAUUUUUUGUCGACUUUAUUAAAGAUUUAAAAACAAAAUUACCCAAUCCACAAGAUUUCCCAAAAUUAGAUACAAUCAUUUCAAAAGAGAAGGUAGAGGUUUCACCAAAACCAUUUUUAGAUUUAUUUAAUACAAUUUAUAUUUUAAAUAAUAAUAAUAAUAGUAAUAAAAAUAGUAGUAAAUAA
Molecule: messenger RNA, 1632 nt
Organism: Dictyostelium purpureum
Lineage: Eukaryota; Evosea; Eumycetozoa; Dictyosteliales; Dictyosteliaceae
Exons: 1
Coding region: 1-1632 (543 amino acids)
Source: RefSeq, a predicted model, not a curated record